UAAAGAUGUGGAGUGUACAAAUGAAAGUAUUACUGCAGCCAUAGUAAGAGCAGCUUUAAAAUCUAUCCCUAAGAAUAAGGGAAGUGGGGAAGUAGUAUCUUGGUGGUCGGAUGAAUGCAAAGAUGCAGUGAGGAAAAGGGCGUUCGGUUUAUUUCAAAAGAUGCAUAAUGUCCAGCACUUGAAUUAUAAAAUGGCACCGGCUGUUGUACGGAGGACCAUUAGCAAAGCGAAAAGAGAUUACUGGCAUAAAUUAUGUUGUUCUGUAGGCAGAUCGACCCCACUAGAGAAUACCUUUAACGACAGGUCUUGAUUUUACGAGCAUUUAUUAAUGACUUCUAGACUGAUUUCGUAUGCGUCAGUAAGUUUUUUUCUACGUUGUAAAUCGUGUUUUUGUUAAGAUUGAGUAUUCAAGUUAGUAUAGUAGUCGGCAAUGCGCUGAUUCGGGCACGACCUUGUUCUGUGGUUCACAUUCUAGCCAGUAGGUGGCGGUAACGAAAGUUGGUAACCAUCGUCGUUAAACUCCAAAAGAAGAAGAAGAAAAUAAGCUGUCUGCGAGACAGAGACUGCUGCGAGAGGGACAAUGAAGGCGUCCGGCACAAAUCGUAUGAAAUAGGGCAUUGUAGGUCUAGGUGACUCGUGCUAACCAUGUGCCGUUGGGAGGCCCAUUGAAAAGUUGGACGGGGAAACCAUGAGUUCUACUUAAUGUAGGCAAUGUCCUACACUGACUCUUAGCGAAUAUAAAGUCAUCGGGCGUCUGCUGCCCUCAGCUAAGAACCCCGCCCCUCCCCUCUACCGCAUGCGGAUCUUCGCGCCCAACCACGUGGUGGCCAAGUCCCGCUUCUGGUACUUCGUCUCUCAGCUGAGGAAGAUGAAGAAGGCUUCGGGAGAGACGGUCUACUGUGGGCUGGUGUUUGAGAAGUCCCCGCUCAGGGUGAAGAACUUCGGCAUCUGGCUGCGCUACGACUCCCGCAGCGGCACCCACAACAUGUACCGCGAGUACCGCGACCUCACCACCUCUGGCGCCGUCACUCAGUGCUAUCGGGACAUGGGGGCUCGCCACCGCGCCCGCGCCCACUCCAUACAGAUCAUGAAGGUGCAGGAGAUCCCCGCCAACAAGUGCCGCCGUCCCGCCAUCAAGCAGUUCCACGACUCCAAGAUCAAGUUCCCGCUGCCCCACAGAGUCCUGCGUCGCCAGCACAAACCCCGCUUCACCACCAAGAGACCCAACACCUUCUUCUGAGGGACCCCGCAAGCCCUUCAGCACAGAGACAAUGAAACGGGAAAACAAUCUGAGAAGAAAGCACUGUCUCUUGCAGCAUUUUGGGACUGGCUGGAGUUUUAUUUUUUAAAAUGCUGUUUGACUUUCAAGAUGAAUGGUCUUUCAUGAAUUUCACACACCUGGAAUUCUACAAUUCUAUGAUGUAUUAAAACAUUUGUUGUACUGAC
Messenger RNA from Anguilla rostrata (American eel), 1446 nucleotides. Its product is annotated as large ribosomal subunit protein eL20-like. The record is from RefSeq and is a predicted model, not a curated record. Gene Ontology annotation, molecular function: structural constituent of ribosome. Gene Ontology annotation, cellular component: ribosome; cytosolic large ribosomal subunit. NCBI's taxonomy places the organism in Eukaryota, Metazoa, Chordata, Actinopteri, Anguilliformes, Anguillidae. The transcript has 6 exons. The coding region runs from base 797 to 1240 and encodes 147 amino acids. Gene Ontology annotation, biological process: translation.